GGAGGAGGAGGAAGAAGGGGAGGCGGCGCCGCGGAGCCAUGGCGGCGGCCGCGGGCCCGUUCAGCCUGAGGGAGGUUCUGGACGCCUUCCGGAGGUGCGUGACGGAGCAGCGGGAGGUGCUGCUGGAGCCCUACCUGAGCGGCUGGCGGGGGCUCAUCCGCUUCCUGCAGAGCCUGGGCGCCGUCUUCUCCUUCAUCUCCAAGGACGCCGUGGCCAAGGUGGCUCUGCUGGAGGGUCACCGGCAGCAGCACGGCUUCGUGUCGCUGCAGUCGCUGGUGCAGCACGAGCUGGCGGCGGGGCCGGCGGCGCUGCGGGCCCGGCCCGACUCCGGCUGCCGCACGGUGCUGCGGCUGCACCGCGCCCUGCGCUGGCUGCAGCUCUUCCUCGAGGGGCUGCGCUCCGGGGAGCCGCGCACCUCCGUGCUCUGCACCGACGCCUACAACGCCUCGCUGGCCGAGCACCACCCCUGGGUGGUUCGCAAGGCGGCCACGGUGGCGUUCUGCACGCUGCCCUCCCGGGAUGCCUUCCUGGAGAUCAUGAACGUGGGCUCGGCCGAGGAGGCUGUGGCCAUGCUGGGGGAGGCCAUCCCCUACAUCGGCGAUGUGUACGGCAUCACCCAGGAGCUCUUCGCUCAGCACAAGCUGCUCGACCUGCCCUGACGGGUGGCAAAGACACUUUUGCACAAGCCUCUGGUUCUCUGUCCGUGGUUAUUUCCACUUUUUCUUUCCAGCCUGGAGAUGGAAAGUUGGCCAAGCUAUUCCACUUUAUAAACAUGGACCGGUUCUUUUUUUUUUACAUCCCUCAGUUCUUUUCUUACAUCUCUAGAGUUAGAAAAAAAUUCCACGUUAGGUUGGGCUGCUAAGGGAUUUAUUUUUUUCUAUUCCUAGCCUACAGCAUCACCCAGGAGCUCUUUGCUCAGCACAAGCUGCUCGACCUCCCUGGUGGGUGACAAUGACAUUUUUGCACAAGCACAACCCUCUGGUUCUCUGUGUGUGCUUAUUUCCACUUUUUCUUUCCAGCCUGGAGCUGAUGGCCAAGUUAUUCCACUUUAUAAACAUGGAAUAGGAGUUUUUUUACACUUUUUUUUUUUACAUCUGCCAGUUCUUUUUUUACAUCUCUAGAGUUAGAAAAAAAUCCACAUUAAAAGGUGCUGUGUAGAAUUAGAAAAAUAAUUCCACAUUAGGAUGAGCUGCUAUGGGAUUGAUUUUUUGUUUUAUUCCCAGCCAAGCUGGAGAAGGUUUUUUAUUCUCAAGCCCAACUCCAGCAGCUUCUGUGCAUUUCCAGCAAUAUUUGUGGCCUUGUGUGGCAGCACAAAUUGGAGCUGUGGUGUCUGAACUCAUUUACACACUUUGGUUUGUACAAAAAUCCCACCUGGAGGAUUUAAUGCUGAGCAGUGCCCUGGGGAAAUGCCCUUUCCCUGUCAGUUUGGGGGUGGAUGGAGCAGAAAAGCAUUCCUGGAGCAGGAUCCCCCCAGCAGCACCUUCCCUCUGUGCCCCUUCCCUGUUAAAUGAAUGUUUUUUGCACUUGGGAUGUGCAGAAAUUUUAAUUUCUGCUGCACAAUCCCCUCUGUCCAGCCCAGCCUGGAGCUGUUUGCUUCCGAGUUGUGUUCUCGUGUGUUUCUUUUUUAUUUUUAUCAAUGUGUUCAAUGCCUACCAAAAGGAUUUUUCUGCCUCUCUGGGGAGGGAGAUCCACACUUGUACUGUGAAUCACUGCUUUGGGAGGUUUCUGCCUGCUCCUGGAAGAGCCAGAGGGAUCUGCUGAGCUUGGGGAGCCCUGCAGGGUUGGUCCAGGGUUGCAGGGGUGCUGCAGGCUGAUUGUCUCUCUGGAACAGUGACAAAUUCAGGAAAUCACUCUUACCUCAUGGAGACUGGACUCACUGGACAUUAAAUGAUGUGAAGAAUGUGCUUUUGAGGAGUGUCCUUUGUGGGAUCUCACCUGGGGCAGGAGCAACAUUUACAGAAAACCCACUCAGGUUUUACUUCACUGCAAAAAUCCGUUUCAUUUCCCUGGAGAUCAGCCCAGCUGAUACUCAGCUGUGCAGUGAAUUAAAUACCUUCAACUGAAUCAAAUAAUGUGUGUCAAGGGGAAAAAAAUGGUUUGGAUCUCUAGAAAUGAUGCAUGAGCACAAGGAAAAUGUUUCUUCUCCCUUGUCACACUCAUUCUAACUAUUUCUCUUCAGAGAUAAAUAUUCAUAUUUAUAAUUACCAUUGCUAAUAUUGAAGAUUAAUGUGCCCAAAAUUCAGGAUUGGGUUUAGAACUUAUUGUUAAAAGUUUUAUAGUUAAACUGACACUUAAAUAGUCCAGUAAAGGGAAAGGAUGCUUAAAAAAAAGUCAGUGUGAACAUACCUGGAAAACACAACUGCAGCUGGUUGUUCCUGUAUUCAGGUCUCUGCUUUUCUUCCUGAAAUGAAAAUAUUCCAGCCUUGGAGCAUCCCUUUGGCAGCAAAAGCAGUUUUCUGAUACAGAAAAUGCAGGAAAUUGAACUUUUCAUUCAGAGCUGUCCUAAAAUCCAACAAUAAAAUACAGCAAUAAAACCUAAAUCACCAUGCUGUGAACUCAGAUUUAAGAUUUAAACUGAAAUUAAUAUUCUAGUUCAGUUUCUAGAGGGGAAAAAAAAUUAGAUCAGCUAGUAAAAACUUCCUAAAAAAUAUCAGUAGAGCUGAGUGACAGCUCACCAAGCCUGAGACCCAGGAAUUUCCUCUCCAGGCAAAUCCUCAGGAAGAUUUGGUUGUUUCCAUGAUGAGGUGACCUCAAAUGUAAAAAUAAAGAAAUAAAAAUGAUUGCUGUGUAAAUCUUU
Molecule: messenger RNA, 2797 nt
Organism: Passer montanus (Eurasian tree sparrow)
Lineage: Eukaryota; Metazoa; Chordata; Aves; Passeriformes; Passeridae
Gene: CPTP
Product: ceramide-1-phosphate transfer protein
Exons: 2
Coding region: 39-659 (206 amino acids)
Biological process (GO): intermembrane lipid transfer; ceramide transport
Cellular component (GO): cytoplasm; membrane; cytosol
Molecular function (GO): ceramide 1-phosphate binding; ceramide 1-phosphate transfer activity
Source: RefSeq, a predicted model, not a curated record